AAAUGUCAAAAUUAUACAACCGCGAUAAAGACACGGCGAAGAAGAUUGCAAAGUUCGAUUCGGUUGCUGGCUCCAAAAAAUAUUACUUUUUAUCGGAAAAAGUGUUCCGGGACCGCGUUUCUCACGUGUAAACCCGCGCGGCCAAGUUACUAGACAAGAGUUUUCGAAAAGUGAGAAGAUUCCAGUCCGUUUGAGCUCCCUAGAACGCGGUGAAAAUGUUUACAGUCAAUACACAUCAGCACCAAAUACUGUUUCACCUUACGCAAAUCACUCCGCGGCACAGUAAUUUGGCUUCGUUCAAGAAGCAUCACAAACAUAAUCAGCAGCACGCACAAGGGAAGGAAGCGUCCGCCUGUUUCGGUCAGCCGGAUUUCGUCCCCCGGUUAAAGCGAUCGCUGGUGCAAUUCUAUACCGAUAGCUUCCGGCAGUCGACAACACAUGUAGAACAAUCCAGCUGCACCGGUGCCAGUUUAGGUCCGGGCCAGUCCAGCGCCAGCAAACCGGACACGGCGCAGCUCUACGAACUGAAACUACCUCGUCGCAUCGAAAGGAACCUCCUGAAGCACUACAGCAACAUCCAGGUGGUGGCAAGCGAUCGGGAUGAUGUUCCAUGGAGCAUAAGCCUCACACCGAAGGCGAGUCGGAGUGGACGUGGCAGGGAACCGGAAACAGUACUAUUCAGUGGCUCUCUGGUACAGAAACUGGUCGGAAACUUGCUGGGAAAUAGCAAUGCGGGGGGACUUGCGGCUUCUUUGUUCCAGCAGCAGCAACAGCGAGGAUUCAAGACGGUCCGAUCGAUCAAUGCCGAACAGAAGCGCAACCCGGGACUGUUCACCAGGGUCAAGGAAUCAUUGGCUGCUCCAGCACCGGCACCGAUUUCCCACAAGUACGAACCGGUCCCGUUCAAUGCGCAAACUAUGACGCCGCAGCAGUUCGCCGAACCGUUCCACAAGCUGGUGAGUGACGUCAACGAUCCGAACCUCUCGGAGGAGCAGCGGCAACGCUUGAAGGUGGCCUUCGCCGAGGGCUAUCUGACCGCGACGCACCCGGAGCACGCCAAUCGCUCCGGCAAGGCGAUGCGGUACCUGAAGGUGCUGCAGCAGCUGCUGAUCAUCGCGUUGUUUAUCGGGAUCUUUAUCAGCUUGUUCGUGUCGACCAACGGGUCUGUCUUUAGUAGAAUACAAAUUGGCAACCAGGUCGAGGUGGACCCGGAAGAUAUUUCUGUCACAUUUGAAGAUGUGAAGGGUUGUGACGAAGCUAAGCAGGAGCUGAAAGAAGUGGUUGAAUUUUUGAAAAAUCCAGACAAGUUUAGCAACCUCGGGGGCAAACUACCGAAAGGUGUGCUGCUCGUAGGACCUCCAGGAACGGGUAAAACUUUGCUCGCUCGAGCCGUCGCUGGGGAAGCUGGAGUGCCAUUCUUCCACGCCGCUGGACCGGAGUUCGAUGAAGUCUUGGUUGGUCAGGGAGCAAGGCGUGUUCGUGAUUUGUUCAAGGCAGCUAAGGAACGAGCGCCAUGUGUGGUGUUCAUUGACGAAAUUGAUUCGGUUGGUGCCAAACGUACCAAUUCCGUCCUACAUCCGUACGCCAAUCAAACCAUCAAUCAGCUGCUGUCGGAAAUGGACGGUUUCCAGCAGAACGAGGGUGUCAUCGUGUUGGGUGCCACCAAUCGAAGGGACGACCUGGAUCAGGCAUUGCUUCGACCGGGUCGCUUCGAUGUCGAGGUUGUGGUCCCGACGCCGGAUUUCACCGGCCGAAAGGAAAUCCUCACGUACUAUUUGAGCAAAAUACUUAGCCGGGAAAUAAACGUGGACCAGCUGGCCCGGGGCACCACCGGUUUCACCGGGGCCGAUAUCGAAAAUAUGGUCAAUCAGGCUGCUUUGCGAGCUGCUAUCGACGGAGCCGAAGUCGUCAGCAUGAAACAUCUCGAAAACGCAAGAGACAAAGUGCUCAUGGGACCAGAACGCAAAUCACGUCUUCCCGACGAGGAGGCAAACAAAAUAACGGCUUAUCACGAAGGAGGGCACGCCAUUGUUGCUUACUACACAAAGGAAUCACAUCCGCUUCAUAAGGUAACUAUCAUGCCUCGAGGCCCAUCUCUGGGUCAUACUGCUUACAUACCGGAGAAAGAACGCUAUCACGUUACCAAGCAACAGCUGUUGGCCAUGAUGGACACCAUGAUGGGUGGUCGGGCGGCAGAAGAGUUGAUUUUUGGAGCCGAUAAAAUAACAUCAGGAGCCAGCAGCGACCUGAAGCAGGCUACCUCGAUCGCGUCGCACAUGGUCCGCGAGUGGGGCAUGUCCGAAAAGGUGGGUCUCCGAACGAUCGACACUUCAAGGGGAGCCUUGGGGGGCUCUGGAGAAAUGCUCGGACAAUCGACGGUCGACUCCGUAGACACCGAGAUCAAGAAGAUUUUGAAUGACAGCUACGAACGGGCUAAAACCAUCCUGAAGCAGCACGCCAAGGAACACAAAGCGUUGGCCGAGGCACUGCUGAAGUACGAAACGCUGGACGCCGAGGACAUCAAGGCCAUUCUCGGUGGCGAAAAGAUGCCCGUUGAGGAUCAUUGAACUUUUAAGACCAAACCGGCUAAUGGUAGGUAAAACAACAACAUAAUCUCAACUUGUCUAGAAUUCGAUUGCACGAGCUACGGUUGAGCAGAUAAAUGUAAUAAAUGUUGCGAUGAAAAUAUUCGCAAAUAAAAGUUAUAACGUUUUAAUAUUCAAAUAAACCACGAAUCUAUUGAAACUUAGCUUCCUAAAUUCGGUACACCAGUAACAUCAAACAACUAGAAACGACGUUUAGGAAUUUUCCAAUAGACAUAGCAAAGCUAUUGACUGCUGUUGAAAAUAAUUUAACAAUAAAACUUUAUUUCCACAACGCUUGAUUGUCCAGCUCGUGGCUGCGUUGUCAAACAAGAAAAGUUUGAAGACGAAUGCUUACUAGGGCUAAUAGCUGGGAAUGGGACGAUGGCGUAAAUUUUGGUACAAUUGUGCUGCAGUUAGUUAUUACAUAAGCCUUUCCAUGGAACAUAAUAUAAUGCAAGUAAUUUAAUUGUUGAA
Molecule: messenger RNA, 3059 nt
Organism: Uranotaenia lowii
Lineage: Eukaryota; Metazoa; Arthropoda; Insecta; Diptera; Culicidae
Gene: YME1L
Product: ATP-dependent zinc metalloprotease YME1L
Exons: 8
Coding region: 216-2567 (783 amino acids)
Biological process (GO): protein quality control for misfolded or incompletely synthesized proteins; mitochondrion organization
Cellular component (GO): mitochondrial inner membrane
Molecular function (GO): ATP hydrolysis activity; ATP binding; metalloendopeptidase activity
Source: RefSeq, a predicted model, not a curated record